Penicillium cinerascens is the source of this 888-nucleotide messenger RNA. RefSeq names its product sterol desaturase family protein. Gene Ontology annotation, molecular function: C-4 methylsterol oxidase activity; iron ion binding. The transcript has a single exon. NCBI's taxonomy places the organism in Eukaryota, Fungi, Ascomycota, Eurotiomycetes, Eurotiales, Aspergillaceae. Gene Ontology annotation, biological process: ergosterol biosynthetic process. The record is from RefSeq and is a predicted model, not a curated record. Bases 1 to 888 code for a protein of 295 amino acids.
AUGGAUUUCGAAUUCUCUGUACCAAUACAGCCCAGGUUCCUCGCCGGAAUCCCUCUAUCUGUCAAAACAUGGGCAAUUCAACAACUUGGGUUUUACGGCACAGCUUUGCUUUUCGAAUACUUUGACAAAACGACAUUUCGACGCCUGCGCGUGCGCGAGCCGGACCGAAAGCCUUUCAAUCAACUCCUCUUACGCGUCCUGGUGAAUCAAUGCUGCAUUUUGCUGCCAUGUAUGAUGCUCACUCAAGUCGUUGGGAUUUGCUUUACCGGCCCAACCCAUUUACACCCGAUAAACUUUCUCCUCAUACUUCCUGCGAUGGCAGUAGGCCAUGACGUCGUGCAGUAUCUCACCCAUCGAUAUCUUCUUCACAGUCCUAAUAUCAAACUGAUGCGUCUCCUGCGACACUCAGUACACCAUAUGACAACGGCCAGUCGGGGCAUUAGCGCUUGCUACAUGAGCUCGGUGGAUUUUCUCCUCGAGAUCGUUUUCCCGUAUCUGGUUCCACUCAUUCUUGUUGGUGGUGGCGGUGCGGACAUCCGCCUACAGUACCUCGUUGCAGGCCUCGGGGCUAUGGGUGGUGUAUAUGAACAUUCUGGAUAUGAUUUUGGUGUGUCGCUGCGAUCGUUGGGCAAAGCUUCAGAAUCAACGGAUACAGCUGAAAAUUCCAACUCGUAUAUUUCUCUCGCCGUACUUCGGGCUCUGGGUGGGAUCUUCGAUAAUCGCGCUCAUGGGGAACAUCAUGCCCGAGCCAAUGUAUCUUUCGCGGAUGGAUUUGGAAAUCCCGGGGUCUGUGAUACGCUUUUCGGGACGCGGUUCGAUCUGUCUGGGACUCAGUGGACAUUGGCGGAGAAGGAAUGGAGAAGCCAGACGGUAUCUUCUCGCCGAUAG